CUCACGGUGCGCGCUCCACCCUGAAAACAAGUUAAGUGCGUCAACCGUUGUUUGUUUCCCGCUGCGUGUGCGCGUGAGACAUGAGCGGAGAUGAACCAGGACGCAUUUGAGGUCCCAGCGAGGACUGAGUACCGCUACCUGGUGCAGGAGGAGGAGGAGGAGGUGCAGUACGUCCAUCACAGAAACUACAUCAGCCCCUUCCUGGUGCUCUCCAGACGCUGCAUCUUCUUCAUCUGCCUCGGCGUCCUCGCCCUGCUCGCUCUCGCCACCUAUCUGGCCUACGUGGCCCAGACGCUGCCGUCAAGUUUCGCUCAGGUGUCGACUCCCUGUGGAGAAUUCAGAGGAAGACAUAAAAAUGGAGCCUACUCUUUCAAGGGGAUGCCGUACGCUGCUCCGCCAGUUGGCGACCUGCGUUGGGCCCCUCCGGCUGCACCGACAUGCAGGAGCGGGGUGACCGAAGCCGGACGCUUCCGCAGCAUGUGUCCCCAGGUGCGUCCGAUGUCAAACACAGGGAAGGUGAUGGGCCAGGAGGACUGCCUCUUCGUCAACGUGUGGACGCCCUCGCUGCAGCGAGACGCCAAACUCCCCGUCAUGGUGUGGAUCCAUGGUGGACACCUGCACACGCUCAGUGGGGGCGAGCGGUGCUACUCCCCCACUGAGACGCUCGCCGCCAACACAGGGGUGGUUUACGUCAGCUUCAAUUACAGACUCAACGCCUUCGGCUUCCUGGCGCUGGAGAUGCUGAGAGAAGGUUCUCCAACAAACACCUCAGGGAACUACGGCCUCAUGGACCAGAUCGCAGCUCUGAAGUGGGUCCGGAGUAACAUCCUCAGGUUCGGGGGAGAUCCAGGGAAAGUGACUGUAUUUGGACAGAGCUCAGUGUGGACCCUGAUGACGUCCCCGCAGGCGAAGGGUCUCUUCCAAGCAGCGGUGGACAUGAGUGGCCCGUACGUCCAUAAUGUGACACUGAAACAAGCCGAGUCCGACAACAUGGUGUUCCUGAAGAAGACGAACUGCGGAGACCUGAGCUGCGUCCGACGCCUCUCUGUCCGUCAGGUGCUGCAGGCCAUCCCAUGGGAGGAGUACCCCUCCUGGGCACCCGAUGGGAUGACAGACCUCCCCACUAGAGGGCGCUUCAUCGGCCCGGUGGUGGUGGUGGAUGGAUUUGUCCUGAAAGCUCCAACGUUCAAGGAGAUGAAUGAAGGGCACAGCGACGUCCCUUUUCUUGUUGGGACGACGGAGCAGGAGGUGGACUUCAGACCUCCGGCUGAAAACAUCUCCAUGUGGACGUGGGAGGACUACAGGUGGUUUGUGACAGAUAAACUUGAGUCCUUCAGUGAGAAACUCCCUAAAGAUGCGUUGGACCUGUAUCCGGUCUCUGGCCCCUGUCCCAUCGCAGACCGCUGCCCGGAGAGGGCGUACACCACCAUGGUGUCUGACAUCCGGGUCACGUGUCCCAACAACGAGCUGGCACGGACAGCUGCAGCUGCGCUGACCAGCCCCGUGUAUCGUUACGUGGUGACUCACACGCCGUCCGGACCGGUCAACACGUCCGGCGGUCUGUUGCCUUUCCCCAGCCGCUUCGCCUUCCACCGUCUGGACGCUGUGGCAUUCUUUGGUGGACUGGAGGUUAUUCUGGGGAAACCUCUCUCUGACGAGGACAAGAGAUUUCAGGAUGUCAUCACACGUCACCUCGUCAACUUCGCCAAAACAGGUAAGAUGGAGAAGGAGUGGCCUGAAUUCCCAGCAGCCACUGCUCUCCUGUCCGGCCGCCUGUCGGUGACUCAGAACUACUCGGCUGCUCGCUGCGAUCUGUGGAGAGAAAACGAGCUGCUCGCCUACGCCUGGCUGAACUGAGACGCUGAGGUGAUGACGUCAUGAAGACGCUUCAUCGCCUCAUCCAGAUCAAAUCCAGCAGUUUAGCAGGAGAACCUCAAAUGUGGACAUGAGUCAUCACAGCCUCAGGAACCUGAAGGUGAACAUACGAGAAGAGACGAGAACAGAUUCGGUUUCUUAAGUGCAGACGAUGAAGAUUUUCAGGGACGUGAUUGUCGAGAAGACAGAAUGAGAAACGGUGUGUAGCUUUGUUUGUGUUGUUGUUAGUGAACGUGUGAGUGAAUCACACUCUUGUGUGUGUUUGAACUUGUGAAGUUCUGCUGUUUGCACUGAUUCAGAUUCUUCUUUGAGUUUCAUUUGUUUUAUUUCCUGUUUGAUUCCGAGGGUUUUUCAUUUUGAAGCUUUCACAAAUUAAUCAAAGUUUCACUUCACAAAUUUACUACAAAGAAUUUUUUUAAUCAUUUUUGCUUUUUCAACCUGUGAGCUUCGCAUCGUGUUUGGUUGUGUUGACACUUUCUCACUUUAUAUUUUAUAAGCUCAAUAAACUGAAACCACUUC
Messenger RNA from Paralichthys olivaceus (Japanese flounder), 2394 nucleotides. RefSeq names its product para-nitrobenzyl esterase. The record is from RefSeq and is a predicted model, not a curated record. NCBI's taxonomy places the organism in Eukaryota, Metazoa, Chordata, Actinopteri, Pleuronectiformes, Paralichthyidae.